Messenger RNA from Mus musculus (house mouse), 4459 nucleotides. RefSeq names its product zinc finger protein 667 (gene Zfp667). Gene Ontology annotation, biological process: regulation of DNA-templated transcription. Lineage: Eukaryota; Metazoa; Chordata; Mammalia; Rodentia; Muridae. Gene Ontology annotation, cellular component: cytoplasm; nucleus. The transcript is spliced from 6 exons. Bases 1118 to 2947 code for a protein of 609 amino acids. The record is from RefSeq and is a predicted model, not a curated record.
GGGUCUGGUGACUGCGAGCCUUCCUUCAGUGGGAAUGAUUGAUAGCGUGUGUGUGUGUGUGUGUGUGUGUGUGUGUGUGUGUGUGUGUGUGUGUGUGUGACAGAGAGACAGAGAGAGACAGAGACCUGUUUGCGUGGGUCGCUCUGGUGAUCUGAGUUGAUUCGGGUGCACGCCUGAAGCUUCGUGUAUGCUUGGCGUAUAUUGUUUGUUGUGGGGUGAACACAGUAUGAGAAUCCUUCAGGAGACUCCACGUGUGUAUAUGUGUGUGCGCGAGAGAAGAGAAGUGGAAGGGGGGCGCGGGAGAAGGGAAGUGGGAGGGGGGAAGGGAGAGGGAGAGACCGACUAGGCCUGUGAGCCCCAAGAAACAGGUGCGAAUACCACCAACUGCGUGAUGUGACCAGUGUGCCCUGUGUAAAGGAAGACACUACAAGGGGCCGCUAGUGGAUGUAGGAACAGAGUUCUGAGCAUCUCGGUUGUACUUGUGUGUGAGUGUGAUAGACUGAUGGAGCUGUUUAUCAUAGUCUGAGGGCACUCGGCCUGUGGGGCCCAGGGACAGGUGACUGUACAGGUCCUAGUGGGAAAGGAGGCCACCGCAGGCUAGAGGGGCCCAAGGGUGUGGGCACACAGUUCUGAGUAUCUCUAUGUCACUAGCUGUGCUGGUGUGAGAGUGUUGGCGGGUGUGUUUGUGUGUGUGUGAGAGAGAGAGGCUGAUGAAGUUAUUUAUCAAAGUCUAGAGAUACAGUGAGCCAUCAGAUGACAAUGGCUUUGUGAGUGUGUGCCAGUGUGUGAUUGAUCGUGCCUCAUCUCAUUUGUUACCGUGGCAACGGGCUCCUCUAGAGGAGGAGAUGUGAUGGCCUAGUCUGGGAAACUGAACCUGUUAAGGAUGAGACUUUUCCUUCUGUACAAAGGGAUAAAUGGCGCUCAUCAGAGUGUUGAUGGAAAGGCUAAACGGACUGUGAAAUAAUACAGGCAAGCAACCUGGCUUCUUGGUGUCUGCCCAAGAAUGGUCCUGCGGGAAAGUUGCAUCCUACCCUGACCUGUGGAACCUGUUGGGUGUCUUCCUUAUCAAGCACUCUGCCUCAGUCUGAAUGUGGACCAUCAGCAGCGGGAGGAAAGGAUGCCUGCAGUCCGCGGGAAAUCAAAAUCCAAGGCACCAGUGACUUUUGGGGACUUAGCCAUCUACUUCUCCCAGGAGGAAUGGGAAUGGCUGAGUCCCAUGCAGAAAGAUUUGUACGAGGAUGUCAUGUUGGAGAACUAUCACAAUCUAGUCUCAGUUGGUCUUGCCUGCCGGAGGCCAAAUAUCAUCGCCUUGUUGGAGAAAGGGAAAGCACCAUGGGUGAUAGAGCCAUCAAGAAGGCGCUGGGGUCCUGAAUCAGGGUCUAAGUAUGAGACCAAGAAGUUACCACCAAAUUCAUGUCACAAAUCUGGGCCAAGCAUCUGUGAGAAACCAACUUCUUCACAACAAAAGGUUCCCACAGAGAAGGCAAAACAUAACAAGAGUUCAGUCCCAAGCAAAUCCAAGAAGGAACAUUCAGGCAAGAAAUCUUUAAAGUGUAAUCUUUGUGGGAAAACCUUUUUUCGAAGCUUAUCUCUUAAACUUCAUCAAGACUUUCACACUGGAGAGAGGUCUUAUGAAUGCAGUACUUGUAGACACGUUUUCAGGCAGAUCUUAUCCCUCAUUCUUCAUCAGCGGGUUCACAAUUGGAAUAAAAGCUAUGAAUGUGAUAAGUGUGGGGACAUUUUUAAUAAAAAGUUAACUCUUAUGAUACAUAGAAGAAUUCAUAAUGGAAAGGAAAGUUUUCACCAUGAGAAGGCCUCAGAUUCAUGCCCCUCCCUCAGUCUACACCGUAAUAAUCACACUACUGACAGCGUUCACCAGUGCAGGAAGUGUGGGAAAGUCUUCAGUCGGAUGUCAUCCCUUUUACUUCAUAAGAGGAGUCACAACAGAAAGAAAAUACAAAAAUACAAUAAAUACAAAAGAGGCUUCAAAAAGCAGCCAGUCCUUGUACAUAAAAGAGUUUGUAUUGGAAAGAAAACUCAUGAAAGUAAGAAGGCCUUAAUUCAGAGUGCCAGGCAGAAAACUUGCCAGUCGGAAAACCCUUUUAUGUGUGGGAAAUGCGGGAAGUCCUUUAGUAGGAUCUCAGCCUUAAUGCUCCAUCAGAGAAUUCACACUUCAGGGAAUCCCUACAAAUGUGAUAAAUGUCAGAAAGACUUUGGACGGCUCUCCACCCUUAUUCUGCACCUAAGAAUUCAUAGUGGGGAGAAGCAGUUUAAGUGCAGCAAGUGUGAGAAGGUGUGUAGUCGCCUUUCAUCCUUUAUUCAGCACCAGAAAAUUCAUAAAAGGAAAAAGAAACUCAUUGCAUGCAAGGAAUGUGGAAAGAUGUUUGGUGGGAUGAAAAAUCUUAAAGUGCAUCUCAACAUCCAUUCGGAAGAGAAACCUUUCAAGUGCAAUAAAUGUAGUAAAGUGUUUGGCCGCCAGUCAUUUCUUAGUGAACAUCAGAGAAUUCAUACCGGAGAGAAGCCCUAUCAGUGUGAAGAAUGUGGGAAAGCAUUCAGCCACCGAAUAUCUCUUACGCGGCAUAAGAGAAUUCACAGUGAGGACAGACCUUAUGAAUGUGAUCUGUGUGGGAAAGCCUUCAGCCAGAGUGCUCAUCUUGCGCAGCAUGAAAGAAUUCACACUGGAGAGAAGCCUUACGCAUGCAAAAUCUGUAAGAAGUCCUUCGCUCAGCGCAUUUCCCUCAUUCUCCAUGAGAGAAGCCAUACUGGGGAGAGACCCUAUGAGUGUAAUGAAUGUGGGAAGGCUUUCAGUAGUGGUUCCGACCUUAUCCGACAUCAGAGAAGUCACUCUUCAGAGAAACCAUAUGAAUGUAGCAAAUGUGGUAAGGCUUAUAGUCGGAGCUCAUCGCUGAUUCGACAUCAGAGUAUACAUUCGGAGGAAACACCCUAAAGCUGUCGCUAUAUCUGCAAAAUCUAAAAAGGAUUUCAGAGACAUGGGAAGUGAGCGUAAGUGUUCUUGACCUUAUGAUGAUGUAUGUCCCAGAAACUCAUCGUAAGUUGUAACGUUUGAGACAAAAUAUAUAUUUACUAUACCUGACCUACCAAAUGUGACCAUUUAGCAGCACAGCGCAAUGUGGAGUCCCAGUUGUUCAUUCUCCUGACCCUGUGGCUUCCUGGAAGCUGUGGCCUGAUCCUGCUGCCCAGCAUCGUGAGAGUUAUCAUCCUGCUUAUCAUCAGCCUAGGGAAAGAUCACACUUAGACCCAAUUCAAUUCCUAGUUGAAUAGAUAUUGCCUCUGUACCAUUAUAAUGCUGAAAAAUCACAAAUCCGCAAUCAUUCGUUGGAGGGAGUGCACUAUCUGCCAACAAAAUGUUUUGUGUCUGCGGGGCCAUGUUAUGAUACUCUCCCUUUGAAAGCCAAAAAACCAAAGCAGUCGGUAGAUUCUGAAGUGAAGGUCUGAAAGCAGCUGAGGUAUGCUCAGAAUUUUGGAUCAGGGUUUGUGAGUGAAGGGGUUUUUCGGUUGGCAUUUCAUUUCUAGUACAGCAUUCAGGACAUAUUAUUGGAUGCAUACAAUGAGAUGGAACUGGAGCUAGAGUCCACUUUUCUGGUGGAGCUUUGAGCCUGAGUUGAGGUCCCAGGAGAACAGAGUGUUAAGUCUAACAGGCAGACCAGACCAAGCAGGGUGCCUCUUUCUCCUUCAGAGCUUUGUUGGGGUGAGGACGAAGAGUGAGUCUUUAGGGUGCUAGAAAUAGUAGUUACAGUGGUCACACUGCCUCCAUGGUUGUGAAGAUACACUGCGAACAUUUAGUAAGACAGGCUGGGGGCUUGGGCAGGAGAUACUGAAGAAUGAGAAACUUGAGAGCAGGGAGAAGCUAUUUUUUACUUUUUUUACUUGGAAAUAAAUCCUCUAUAUUUAUAUAAGUAAACAGUGUUUUCAUGCAGUACGGCUAUUUGCUCUGAAAGUUACUCUUGAGAUAUGUGUUUGGGUUUUUAUGGUCUGGAUAUUUGUGCCAUCGCAAACCUCACAUGUUGAAGCCCUAAUCCUUCAAUGUGAUGAUAUUUUCAAAUGAGAUUAAUGGAGUUGUGGUGCAGAUGGGCCUUUUUGAUAUGUUUAUUGAUCAGAGACCUUGUCUCCUGUCCCAUGUGAGGACACAGGCGGGCCAUCUGCAAACCAAGAAAAGAUCCUACCAGAACCUGACCAGUUUGCUACGCUCACCUUGGACUUCCAGCUUAUGGAGGAACUGUGAGAACCUAAUUUCUCUUAAGUCAGCUCGUCUGUGAUGCUGUGUUAUAGCAGCUCAAGCUGAUUGGUUCAUGGAAGACCUCCUAGGUUAAGGUACUGGCUGCUUUCCUUUGAUCCAUCCAAUACGUUCAAUGUAUCUUUUUUUUUUUGGUCCCCUUUUCCAGCAUCUGUAAGCUGUAUAAAAAAUAAAGUCUGUGUUCUUUUGUGUGAUUAGAUUAUA